AAGUGGGAAGUAAACAAUCAAAACUCCAUUUGUAACUCAGCACACUUUGGAGUGUCCUCACGAACAUCCAGAGAGAUGAAGAAGCUGAACAUGGAUUCUUGGAGAGAAAUGUUUUAUGAGAAGAUAGCGGAGGUGAAGCCACAAGACUAUUGGGACCUAAAGAUGCACCAGAACCUUGAUUACAAUGACUUGGGACCUGGUUGGAAACAAUCACUGCAAGAACAUGCAUUUGCCAGCUUCCAGUGCUCAUCUUGCCAGCAUUUCUGGUCAUCAGUUCAAGUGGUUAUUCUGUUCCACAUGUACCUGGACCAGCGCAGGAGACAAGGCUGGGUGAAGAUGAGAGUCUUCAGACAAGAAUGUUAUGAGUGCUCCGAGGGUAAGUUAGAAGAGCCAAAUUUCAAGGAGGAAAGCGUCCAGAAGGUCUUGGAGAACUUGGUCAUCAGCAUUAGAGAGAAAUGCUAUGGAGAGUAUGUGGCCCAGUUAUCUGAGGUUACAGUGAUAGGACGGCACUAUGGACCACAUCGGAGUGACCAUUGUGAGGCUUGUCGGUUGGGAAUACAUCAGAAGCCCAAACACACGAGGUAUUAUGGAAGACCCAAAGACACAGUGUACCAUGGGACAUCCAAAGACACAAUGCCACCAGUUCAGCUACCAUCACACAAUUUACCCCAGGACACGAUUUGCGUUAUUGUUCUCCUGUUUGAAAACUUCCAGUUGGCUAAUCAAGGAGCAGAAACAAUACCACAUGACUUAGGUGACCAACCACACACCAGGAGUAUCAAAUGGCUAAAACGAACAGUUUGUGAACAGUCCAAGAGACUGAAAUUAUUUGUCUGGACUAUUUGGCAAAUCUAAAUAACCAACACGUUGGAUCCAUGAACCUAGAAAGGAGCUACGUUAAUAAUGAACAUGAUUCGUGACGACUUAUGCAGAUGGCUCCAUCUGUUACCUUCCUGCUUUUUAAGGCAUUUGACAUUGAAAACUGAACAAGGAGAGAGACUGGAUUUAGCAACUGAACUAUUUGAGGAAAGAUGGGCCAAAGGAAAUGAGCUAAUUCAAAAGAGAAUCAUAGCAAUGUCAGGCUGGAGGGGAACUCAAGAGGUCAUCUAGUCCACCCCCACUCCCAUGCUAAGGCAGGAUAAAGUAAGCCUAGACCAUCCCGGAUAGAUGUUUGUCUACCCUGCUUUCAAAAACCUUCAGUGACGGAGAUUCCACAGCUCACUUGGCAACCUGUUCCAGCGCCUAGCUAUCCCUAAAGUUUUUCCUGAUAUCCAACCUAAAUCACCAUUGCUGCAAGCAAAGCCCAUUACUUGUUGUCCUACCCUUGGUGGACAUGGAGAACAAUUGAUCACCGUCCUCUUGCCUUGGACAGAGUUGAAGAGAGUUAUUACAUCUCCCUCAGCCUCCUCUUCUCUAGACUAAACAUGACCAAAAUCGUGGAUCCAACUUUUACAAAAACGAUAUGUAUCCCUAAUGCAUCUCAUAACACCGACUGCUUCGCUGUGAUGUAGUCAGUUACCUUUUGUGUUUGUCACCCUUUUUUCCCCUUGUGCAGGAAAUGAAUUGUUCCGUCAAUAAUUGUGUGUCUCUUUAAAAAAAAGUAAGUAACUGAAAAAGCCAAGGUGAUGGGGAAGCUUAGUUGCUGUCUCUUUAAACGCCAUAAUGCAGGUUGGGUAGUUACAAAGCCACAUGUGUAAUGUUGUGGUUAACAGUGAAGCAACUCUUCGGUUUGCCCUUGAAAUGGGUUGUUCCUGUUGACUAAUAUACGCUGACUAGCAUACUUACAUUUUAUGCUGGUA
Molecule: messenger RNA, 1799 nt
Organism: Emys orbicularis (European pond turtle)
Lineage: Eukaryota; Metazoa; Chordata; Testudines; Emydidae
Product: receptor-transporting protein 2-like
Exons: 3
Coding region: 76-855 (259 amino acids)
Biological process (GO): protein targeting to membrane; detection of chemical stimulus involved in sensory perception of bitter taste; protein insertion into membrane
Molecular function (GO): olfactory receptor binding
Source: RefSeq, a predicted model, not a curated record